Drechmeria coniospora is the source of this 1824-nucleotide messenger RNA. RefSeq names its product delta 1-pyrroline-5-carboxylate dehydrogenase. Gene Ontology annotation, molecular function: L-glutamate gamma-semialdehyde dehydrogenase (NAD+) activity. The transcript is spliced from 2 exons. The record is from RefSeq and is a predicted model, not a curated record. NCBI's taxonomy places the organism in Eukaryota, Fungi, Ascomycota, Sordariomycetes, Hypocreales, Ophiocordycipitaceae. The coding region runs from base 1 to 1824 and encodes 607 amino acids. Gene Ontology annotation, cellular component: mitochondrial matrix.
AUGAAGUCGGCGAUGCUCAACAAGGCGAGCGCUCAGGGCCUACGAGCUGUCGGUUCGGCCUCGCAGCGCAUGAGCAUGGGCACACUCGCGACAUGGAGAACGCCCAAGGUGGCCAACGAGCCUAACCGCCCAGCGGCAGGGUUUGACGGCCGCCAUCGACAAGCUCCGGCAGAGGUUGCCGCUCGAGGUGCCCGUCGUCGUCGGCGGCAAGGAGGCAAGUCGAUUGCAGGCCUCCUGAUAUUUCUCCAUGGCCGCCUUGCUCUCCUUCUCCCACCCCCUCUUCCCCCCUCUCCCUCCCGCCCCCUCUCCAGCUCGCUAACACGGCCGCAGAUCAAGACGUCGGCCGUCUCCCACCAGUUCAACCCGGCAGACCACCAGUCCAAGGUCGCCUCCUACCACACGGCGACGCCGGCCGAUGUCUCCAAGGCAAUCGACGCCGCGCUCGCCGCCAAACCCGCCUGGGAAUCCCUCCCCUUCGCCGACCGGGCCGCCGUCUUCCUCAAGGCGGCCGACCUCGUCGCCAACAAGUACCGAUACGACAUCAUGGCCGCCACCGUCCUCGGCCAGGGCAAGAACGCCUGGCAGGCCGAGAUCGACGCCGCCGCCGAGCUCGCCGACUUCUUCCGCUUCAACGUCCUCUUCGCCCAGGAGCUUCUCGGCCAGCAGCCCGAGCACAACGCCGACGGCGUCUGGAACCGGCUCGAGUACCGGCCGCUCGAGGGGUUCGUCUACGCCGUCAGCCCCUUCAACUUCACCGCCAUCGCCGGCAACCUGCCCGGUGCGCCGGCCCUCAUGGGCAACGUGGUGGUGUGGAAGCCCAGCGACUACUCCAUCGCCUCCAACUGGCUCGUCUACCAGAUCCUCCUCGAGGCGGGCCUGCCCAAGGACGUCAUCCAGUUCGUUCCCGGCAACCCCGAGGAGGUGACCAAGGUCGCCCUCGGCCACAAGGACUUUGCCGCGCUGCACUACACCGGCAGCACCGCCGUCUUCCGCAAGCUGUACGGCGCCAUCGGCCAGGGCGUCGCCGAGGGCCGCUACAAGUCGUACCCUCGCAUCGUCGGCGAGACGGGCGGCAAGAACUUCCAUCUCAUCCACGCCUCGGCCGACGUCGACAACGCCGCCAUCCACACGGUUCGCGGCGCGUUCGAGUACCAGGGGCAAAAGUGCAGCGCCACGUCGCGGGCCUACGUGCCCAAGUCGAUCUGGCCCGCGUACAGGGAGAAGCUCGUGGCCGAGACGAAGAAGCUUGCGAUGGGUCAGCCGGGCGACUACGGCAACUUUGUCGGGCCCGUCAUCCACGAGGGCUCCUUCAAGAAACUCUCGGGAGCCAUCGACGAGGCCAAGGGCGACAAGGCGCUGACCCUCCUGGCGGGCGGCGCCUACGAUUCGUCCAAGGGCUACUUUGUGCAGCCGACCAUCUACGAGACGACGGACCCGAGCCACAAGUUCCUCUCGACGGAAUUCUUCGGACCCAUCCUGACCGUGCACGUCUACGACGACGCCGCCCCGGGCGCCUUUGGCAAGGCGUGCGAGCUCGUCGACGGCACGUCCGACUACGGCCUGACGGGAUCCGUCUUCGCCACGGACCGCAACGCCGUUCGGUUCGCCGAGGAGAAGCUGCGCAACGCGGCGGGCAACUUUUACAUCAACUGCAAGAGCACCGGCGCCGUCGUCGGCCAGCAGGCGUUUGGUGGAUCUCGGGCGAGCGGCACCGACGACAAGGCCGGCAGCCCCAACCUGCUGACGCGGUUCGUGAACAUGCGGGCGAUCAAGGAGGAGUUUAACGCGACGACCAAGGUCGAGUACCCAAGCAACGAGGUGUAG